Messenger RNA from Plenodomus lingam JN3, 1749 nucleotides. Lineage: Eukaryota; Fungi; Ascomycota; Dothideomycetes; Pleosporales; Leptosphaeriaceae. The record is from RefSeq and is a predicted model, not a curated record.
AUGUCACCACGUCGAUCGUCGCGGGCCCGCACCACCCAACCCCCGCCAAGUGUCGCGACAGCACCGAGCGUCUCCUCAUCCUCCGUCUCCUCUGGCCGCACCGAACGUGGCUCACGCCCGAAUGGCAAACAGCCAUCGCCACAAAAGUCAUCGACCCCGCAUUCACUCUCCUCUGAAGAACCCGAAGACGGCCCUCGCGGUGCGCAGCUCGAGCCACCGCUGACCCGACGCCGCACUCGCGAGCAAGACCACGACGAAGACGAGUCCACAAAGUUGGAAGACGACCUCGAUGACGAAAUGGCCGAAGAAGACGAGGUCACACGCUGCCUCUGCGGCUUCCAAGAGUACCCCGGUCCGCCAUCAGAUGCUGGCAAGUCUGCAUCUGCCCUGUCUGAUCCUGAUGCUCAAGGUGACGAUCUAGGUGGUCUGUUCAUCCAAUGCGACAUCUGCAAAGUUUGGCAGCACGGCGGUUGCGUUGGCAUCAUGGAAGAGGCUGCUAGUCCCGACGAGUAUUUCUGCGAAGGAUGCAGAAAGGAUCUUCACAAGGUCAUGACGAGUGCAAAGGGUUGGAAAUACUCUCGCUAUAUCCCGGUCUACGAUCAACAGCAAGGCAAGAACCGCAAAUCAUCCAUCUCAAAAGACGCCGAUCGCCAAUCUAGCGUGGGGGAGAAAGAUCGCCACGAACGCAAUGAUCGCAACGACCGCAAUGCACGAGCGAGCGUGGAUUCAUUUGGCAAGCGACGCUCCACAAUGAAUAGUCGAGCUGCCUACGACGAGGACGAAGUAUUGCGCAAGGUACUCGAGGAAAGCAAGCAUGAAGGUACCGCAGUAUCGGAGAAUGGUAAUCGCAAGAAGCGAAGCCGUGACGACAGUGAAGAGACAAAGUCUGAAGUCAAACGACAGCGCACGAGCUCACGCUCUCCCAGCGACUCACCGGUUUUAGAGUCAGAAGACGACAGCACAAAAGCUUCUGCGCCAAAGCAGAAACCGCGAGGCGCUGCAGCAAAAAGCCAGCGUGACAAGGAAAACCGUGAAAAGGAGCGCGAAAAGGAGCGCAACGACGCUGCAAACAGAAGGAAGGGAAGAGCGGAGCGAAGAAAGGGAGACGAAUUGGAUGAUUCUGAACCCACACCCCCGCCCGCCGUGGAAGAACCCACCAUGCCUCCAGCAGCCGUCCAGUCUACACCGGCAGAUACUACGCCCACGACUGAAAUGAAGCCAGCUCCUGCGCCACGAAGGGGUGGCCGUCCUCCGCAGAAAGCGCGUGGGCGCUUGGGACGCAAUCAGUAUUCACGAGAUACGCUUCCAGCCGCCAAUGGCACGUCGCCCAAGGACGACAUGGCACAAUCGCCACAAGCAAACGCAACAAAUGGCGCCAGUAAUGGUCAUGAUAGCAGCGACGGCACAGCGGGGCACAAACCAGCCAAGUCAAAGAAUUGGCGGCUGCAGAAGCUGUCAUGGAAUGACAUUCGGCGACCAGCUGGGGCAAUGCAGAAUUACAUUGCGCAGCGUCAAGUCGAAAUGGCGGGCGAGAAACAGCCUUCCAUGGCGCCGGCAGUCCAGCCCACCUCUGCAACAACCAACGGGACACUACAACCAGAGCUGGUGACGGCUAGCGAUGGCGGAGACUUGACAAAUUUCAAGAAUCUCAGCACGACGCAAAUGAUGGAUUUUCUCAGUCGGGAUCUUGUACACUGGCAGCAGAUGAUCUCGGAACCGACGGAUAAAUCGCCAAAGCCGCGGCCAUGA